CAACUCCCAGCUGCCCCCGCGGCUCCGCGCCUGCGCCCUGGUCGCCAGGACGCGGCGAUGGCGGCUGCGGCGGUGGCGGCCCCCGAGGUCCUCCGGGAAUGCGGCUGCAAGGGCAUCCGGACCUGUCUGAUCUGCGAGCGGCAGCGCGGAGGUGACCCGCCCUGGCAGCACCCCCCGCAGAAAACGCACCGUUUCAUUUACUACUCUGACACUGGCUGGGCCGUGGGGGCCGAGGAGUCUGACUUUGAAGGCUGGGCCUUCCCCUUCCCUGGUGUGACGCUGAUAGAGGAUUUUGUGACCCGGGAGGAGGAAGCCGAGAUGGUGCAGCUGAUGGACCGGGAGCCUUGGAAGCUCUCCCAGUCUGGACGGAGGAAGCAGGACUACGGCCCCAAAGUCAACUUUCGGAAACAAAAGCUCAAGACCACUGGCUUCAGAGGCCUCCCCAGCUUCAGCCGGGAGGUGGUGCGGAGAAUGGGGCUGUACCCCAUCCUGGAGGACUUCCGGCCCGUGGAGCAGUGUAACCUGGACUACUGCCCUGAGCGGGGCUCGGCCAUCGACCCCCACCUGGACGACGCCUGGCUGUGGGGGGAGCGGCUGGUGAGCCUCAACCUCCUGUCCCCGACUGUGCUGUCCAUGUCCCGGGAGGCGCCCGGCAGCCUCCUGCUCUGUCUGGCCCCUUCCGGCUUCCCGGAGGCCUUGGUGGAAGGGGUGAUGGCCCCCAGCAGGUCCGUCCUGUGCCAGGAGGUGGAGGUGGCCGUCCCCCUGCCCCGCCGCUCGCUGCUCGUGCUCACGGGAGCCGCGCGGCACCAGUGGAAGCACGCUGUCCACCGCAGACACAUUGAGGCUCGCCGCGUCUGUGCCACCUUCAGGGAGCUGUCGGCCGAGUUCUGUCCCGGCGGGAGGCAGCAAGAACUGGGGCAGGAACUCCUGCAGAUCUCUCUCUCCUUUCAAGGGAGACCUAUGUGAGCCACCUCCCCGGGGACAGGCGCUGCUUCCACGCCUGGCCAGGGCGCCGGCUCCAGGCUUGACUGUUGCCAGCACUUGAGGCCGGGAAGCCCGGCACAGGGGGCUUUCUCCCCAGCUUGUUAGCUUUUAAGAGAAGACUGCUCAGCAUCCUGACACGACAACAGUGUGGGCCCUGCCUGGGGGCCAGUUGUGAUGGGAAUGUGCCUCAGGUCGGUCCUGUCUGGCCUGCCCCGCGGCCACCCGUGUGGCUGGCUUGUCACAGUUGGAGGGCAGUGGGAUCAUUUGAGCUUAAACAUGUUGGUACCACCUAAAACCGUUUUCUCCUUUACCCCUUUCUCUUAAUGAAGUUCCCUGAUAACCCUAUUCUCCAGUCCUUUCAUUUGGGAAGCGAGUUGGAGAGCAGAAUUGACAGAAGAUUUGAAGUUAUUAUUUCAGCCUUCAGAGCUGGUGACCGUCUCUGCGUCCGGCUCUGCCUGGGUCAGGCUUGACCCCCGGGGGGUAUGGGGGGCAGUGAGGACAGGGGAAUCUCCGGAGAGUCUGGUGUCACCUCCCUCCCUGGCCCAUGCUGUGAAAAAGUAGGGGGACUUCUGACACUGGUGCUGUAUGGGGUGCUCACCUGGAUGGCGGCCAGCCCUCUGCGCAUAAGACCAAAUAUGCUCACCAGCCACAUGCUCAGCGCCAAACCUUUGGACCAGGGCCCCAUCAGAGCCCAGAAACGUUCAUGGUCCGCACUGGUCUUCAGUCAUUCUAGAACCUUCUGUGAGCUGUCAGGUUGUGGGGGGGCAGUCACUGGCGGUGCACCAUGUGCUGUCUCUGAAGUGGCAUCACUCUGGAGACCCAUGGAGAGGCCGCUGGGUUUCUAGUGGCUGAAUUGAGCCCAGCUGCACAGCAGGUGGCUCCCUGAGUCAGCUCACUUGGAGCAGGAGGGUGGAGGACGGCUUCCUCUCACGGUUGUGACCCUCACGGCCCCUGCUCUCGGUCCCUCCCUGGAGCUCCAGCCAGUCCUGCUGCAUGUGAACAGCUUAGUGGGCUUGCAAGCCUGGUGGUCUGCUCCACGGGGGCCUGUGGGAGCCUCUGCCCUGACGGGCUGGGCCUUAGAGCAUCCCUGUGUGUGGAGCCCACAGGAUGCUCUGCUAACACGUCCAUGUGGGAAACUGCACACCCAGACCUGUAGGGGAGAGCCACUCAGCAAAGAAGCCUGUUGCCCCCAGAAUCACCCAGUGCUUGCCAGACAUUUGACAGUGGGCCCUUCCUACAGCCCCGCAGAGUGCCCCUCGGGACACACUCCAUGCGAUGGUCCAUACGGCCCCCGGAGCACACCUCGGGACAUGCUGCAUCACGGCCAAGUUGGUGACCCUGAGUUGGGUUUGUCCUUGCAGCUACAACAUGAAGACCAUCAGGUUCAGUGUGCCCACCUCUGCAUCCGCUGCUCGUGUCACCAACCGGGAUGGGGCUGGGAGAGGGCCAGGCUGGGGGGCUCAGCCACUGACUGAGGGGUAUGAUGGCUGCUCAACCCAGUAUUUGAGGUGGCCGUUACUGCGUUUGCAUGCUCUGCGUCAACACCAGACGUACGCUGUGCGGACCGUUCUGUCCCGAUGCUCUGGCGGCCUCCGACUACGACGAGUGAUGGGUGUUACGGGACUGUACUAACACGGAAGCCUCCACUCUGAGGCUGGCUUCCUGCACCAUCCUCUUAAGAGUCAGGGAGAGCGCAGCCAAUGGCCUGUCCUGCUUUGAAAGAUGUUAAGGAAACUCAGGCCCAUUUAUUUGUUUGGACCUGGAGGCAGGGAGGCCCAGGCUGGUCCCAACAGGCAGGAGGAUGUGGAGCUCAGUCUGAGAAGCAUCCUCUGGGUUAUUCCUGUUGAGAUGCAUGUGGAACCUGUCUAUACUGUGUCCCCAGUAACCAUGGGGCGGGGGGGCGGCGCACACAUCAGGGCUGGAAAGGGGUCAGCAGGUUCUAAAUGGGCCUAGCAAGGAAUCUCGGCUCAGUCCUGUGCCCCUCACCCUGCGGCCCCCACCCAGGCUUCUGUGGACCCUACCUCUCCACCUUCUGGCGGCAUGUGAGUCACGACUGAGGCUUCUGUGAGUUGGCUGCACUCACUGGGGGAUGGUCCAUGCAGUAGGCUUGCUGGACCUGGGCUUUGUGCAGAACUCAGCCCUCCUUUACACCCAGGGGCCUGGGAAGUCCUCCUCCCUGGCUGCAGAGGCAGGUGGGCCCCUGCUGGAUUGGCACAACUUGUCCGUGUUUGCACACCUGACUCCUAGGAGCCUCUAGGUUGAAGUGCCUGCAAGUUAAAAAUAAUAGAAGGCAGACUAUCCUUUCCUAGACAGGGGCCUCAGUGGGUCACAGUUACAAAACAGAAUGUCUGGGAGCUUCUGGUGAGUGUCACUAGGAUGUGGGAGGGAUUCCCUGUCCUAACCCCAGAGCCACAGGUACCUGGGAUGGAGAAGGUGCCACCGAAGGACCAGAGCUUCGGUGGCUCCUCACCUGGAGGGUAUGGAUGGGGACCUUCAAGCUGGCCCUGGUCAGAUGGGCUCUGUUGGAGCUCAGCCACCCGCGGGGCUGUCCCUUGCUGUGUUUCUGGAAAGGGGGAGCCCCGCUGGGGAAGGGAAGGGAGGCAGCAGGCAGAGACGCCCAGUUCUCUUGGGGCCCCGCCUGGAGGGAGCCUCCCAGCAUGUCUGGGUCUGAGCACUCUGCCUGCCCAUUCCAGAGGAGUCACCCCCUCGCCUGGGAAGCCUGUUAAGACACGAGGCCCGUGACCAGCAAUUCAGAAGAGGCAGGAGGGACUUCAGGAGAAGCAGUCUGCCCUCCGGGAGGCAGCAAACACCGGGGAAGCGCCAGGGGCUCCCGCCCGUCACCUCCGGCCACCCUGUCACCUCUGGCCACCGUGCUCCGCCAAGAGCAGAGAGGGCGCGCCACGGAUUUACUUGUUUAUUCAGUUCAAUCCCGAGCAACUGUUUGAAAAACCCACACACAGGACAGGUGUUGCAUUCACCAUCUGUGAUCUCCGGUGUCACGCACAAUGGAGUUAAUCAGUGCGCGACAGCCCUGAUGCACUCAGACUCACGCCUCACAAGACUUUCCUAGAAGACACCAGAAUACACUCUGCCCUUGCAGUUUCUAAAAUAGAAUCACUUGAGUUCUGCAACUUCUGGCCAGGUACUAAAUGGAGACCGUGCUCCACUUUGGAAAGCGCCUCGGCGUAUCUGCGGGCGCUCGGGUCGUGAGCACCGGGAAGGCCCUGCUCAGAGGAAACUAGAGCGAGCCCUUGCUGGCUCUGGGCAGCGGGCGCGGAGGCUCACCCAGAGCGGCCGGGGCGCCAGGAACACUUCACAGCCAGGUUAAACCUCCAGAAACUGCCUUUCCAGUGCGGCAGCUGCCCUCCCCUCCCCCACCCUCCCUGCUGAGUUGUGUCUGCAGCUCCAAAUAGCAGCCACUCCUCCUUCUCCCCCAAAGCCCUGGGGCUGCCCUGAGACUCCCCACCGGGCCACCCAUCCCCAGACCCAUGGUCCUCUCUGUUCCACAGAAAUUCCGCUUGUCCCAUGCCUCUGGGAGCUGGGAGAAGACUCUAGAUGAAAGAGACCAAGAAUUCUUCAAUCAGCCUUAAGAACACGGGAUGUGGUGUCUUUGCUACCCACGUGGCACUGUCACGAGUCACCCAGCGGCCAGUCCGAGGCGGAGCAGACAUUAACAACUGGCCCCCUGCCGGCACUGGGGGGCGCUUUCCAGUCCAGGGGGGCUCGGCACGUCUGGCGCACUUGGGGCAGGGGCACCAGAUGGCGUGGGGAAGUGAGGCCAGCACAGCCCGUCUCCGAAGCCUCAGGCGGGAGGAAGGGCCUGCUGUCCACUCCCAGCUGUGGGGAGGAGCCAGCCCGUCCCAUCCCCGCCAGGACACGGAGUGGCCGUCUUUCAGUGACACUGACACAAAGCAAAUACAUACAAAGCCAGACAAGCCUUCUCGACAAGGCUCCAGGAGAGAAGAGACACGCACUAGAGAGAGAGCAAGCAAGCAAUGACAGCUCUGCAGAAUGCCAGGACCGCGCCCCGUGGAAGGCUCUCGUCCGGCUCCACGGAACCCGAUGUCCAGGCUCCCAUAAUGUCCCGACUUACAACGGCGACUCCCGGCGCGUCUCCCAGACAGCCCCGCAGCAUUUUGGUUGUGUGUUAAGGUUUCUGUCCUCAGUGCAUCACAUCCCCAGCAGCCACAGCUAGGCCAGCCAGGAUUUCUCGGCACAGCCACCCCAGACCCGAGAGAGAAGGUAAGCUGUCCACAGAGAUGCCAUCAGAGCAUGACGUCCAAGGACGGAAACGAGAAAGGCUCCCUCUCUAGGCUGCCCCUGGACGAUGUGGUAAACAUGGGUUUUAAAAGCAGCUCGGGGUGCGGCAUGCUUGCCCCUAAGCUGAGCCGUAGGAUGUAUGUACGUGGCUGUGGAAAUGUGUGAGCUGGGCCCCUGCGUGUGGCCGAGAGGAUUGGGGGUCUCGCCCUCCCUGCAGCUGCUACUCCGCAGGACUUGCAUUUGGCCAGGUCAGGCCAACGGGCCUUGUCUGGACAGAAAGUCCCCCAGGCCGCGCCCUCCCACCUCCUGGGGUCACAGGCAGCAGGGAGACAGGAAGCACGCUCUGCUUUCUGGGCAAGUACCUUUGGCAGCCACAGCCUGGAGGGGCAGCCGACGUGGGCUCAGAGGCCAUUUUGUAGCCCAAAGACCGAGGCCUCUGGACUGUGGGCCCUUUCCCCAACCUGGUGGCUUUGCUGUGUCAACGUGACCAGGGCUCCAGGAUGGCUAGGAAGAGAGAACUUGAGCCCAGUGUGCCCCAGAGUACACCCUCACCCCCUCCAUCUCACACGGGACGCCCACAGACGUGCCUCCCUAGCCCUGCCAGGCCUCCAUCCUUGGAAGUCUUCCCCAGGGCCAGACCAGUCCGAUGCCCGGCUGAGCACCCACCACGCCUGCUGAGCAGACCUGGGACCCCGGCUCCUGCCUCUCCCCCUUCAGCCUGGCCACCUAAUCCCCCCAGGGCAGGGGAGGGAAGCACCAGGCCAAGCCGUGGGCCUGCACUCCAUCUAGUCACAGAGGGUGGCACGCUGAGACCCACUUCGGGUGUCACAGGGCCAUCAGUUCUCU
Molecule: messenger RNA, 6090 nt
Organism: Zalophus californianus (California sea lion)
Lineage: Eukaryota; Metazoa; Chordata; Mammalia; Carnivora; Otariidae
Gene: ALKBH4
Product: alkB homolog 4, lysine demethylase
Exons: 3
Coding region: 58-966 (302 amino acids)
Biological process (GO): oxidative demethylation; protein demethylation; actomyosin structure organization
Cellular component (GO): contractile ring; midbody
Molecular function (GO): oxidoreductase activity; actin binding; demethylase activity
Source: RefSeq, a predicted model, not a curated record